CGAGCGAGCCGGGGAGGCGGCGAGAGCCGGAGCGGCGGGCCGGGCGGCCGCGCCGGCGAGCGGGCAAGGCGGGCGGCGAGCUGCGCGCAGCGCGAGGGGCACCGAGGAGCGGGCGCGGCGGGCGCAGCGCGAGGCGGCCCGAGCGGAGAGGCCCGCGCGGCGCCGCCCCCGAGCGGAGCCCGAGCGGGGAGGGGGCGGCAUGGACCCGCGGCCCCGGGCCCCGGGGCGCUAGGCCCCCGGAGGGGCGCCCCCCGCCUCGCCGCCCUCCGCCGCCGCGCGCCCCGCCCGCUCCCGCCGCCCCCGGGGCCGCCGGCGGCCCAUGAGCCCCGACCUCAAAGUUUGCGGCGGGCGGGCGGGCGCGGAGCCUCCAAGAUGCCGUUCCACCCGGUGACGGCGGCGUUGAUGUACCGGGGCAUCUACACCGUGCCCAACCUGCUGUCGGAGCAGCGCCCGGUGGACAUCCCCGAGGACGAGCUGGAGGAGAUCCGAGAGGCUUUCAAAGUCUUUGACCGUGACGGCAAUGGCUUCAUCUCCAAGCAGGAGCUGGGCACGGCCAUGCGCUCCCUCGGCUACAUGCCCAACGAAGUGGAGCUCGAGGUGAUCAUCCAGCGGCUGGACAUGGACGGUGAUGGCCAAGUGGACUUUGAGGAGUUUGUGACCCUGCUGGGACCCAAGCUGUCUACGUCGGGGAUCCCAGAGAAGUUCCACGGCACAGACUUUGACACCGUCUUCUGGAAGUGCGACAUGCAGAAGCUGACCGUGGACGAGCUGAAGCGCUUGCUCUAUGACACCUUCUGCGAGCACCUGUCCAUGAAGGACAUUGAGAACAUCAUCAUGACGGAGGAGGAGAGCCACCUGGGCACGGCCGAGGAGUGCCCCGUGGAUGUGGAGACCUGCUCCAGCCAGCAGAUCCGCCAGACGUGCGUGCGCAAGAGCCUGAUCUGCGCCUUCGCCAUCGCCUUCAUCAUCAGCGUCAUGCUCAUCGCGGCCAACCAGGUGCUGCGCAGCGGCAUGAAGUAGGCGCCGCCCGGGUGCCCGCCGGGCGAGGGGUGCAUGGGGCCUGUCCACGCCCACCGCUGCCUGCCGCCCUCCUCCUUGGCCGGCUCCUGGGCCCCGCCCAUGUACUUCGGGGCCUGGAGGUCCGGACACCCCAACCCCCACUCCAGCCCCCUCAGGCCUUGCAUGGAGCCGUGGCCGCCUGCAGGGGACCCGGGUGGUGGCUCAGGGGACGGCCCCAGCCCUGCCUGCGCCCUGUCUGUGCCCGCCCCCUCUCCCCCGAGGCCUGUAUGUAGCACUAACUCUUCCCACAGUCGGGGGGCUCCUGGGAAAGCAAGGAGCGCUGUGCGGGUGGCCCUGGGGUGCAGCUAGCCCCACCCUGGCCCUGGCCGUCCACCCCAGCCCAUGACUGGGGUAAAGGCGGGGGCGGAAAGCUGCCGGGCUGGGGGAGGCCUGAGGCUGAGGUUCCUGGCCCUGCCCCCUGGCACAGCCCUCGGAUUCCACCCCCCCAAGGCCCAGCAGCUGCCCAGCUUACUGAGGAGUCCGAGGCUCAGUGGGCGCCCAGGCUGGGCCUCAGAUCCCCCCAUCCCUGGGGGGUGUGGGCAUUUCAGGAAGAGCAGAAGCUCAUGGUGAGGGGGGUACCUGAGCCAGCCUCACUCUGGCGGCCCCUGCCCCUCCCUGACCUCGGCAGCCCAGACCCAGUCCUGGGGUGAGCCGGGUGAGGGUAGCGGAGCCCAGCUGAGAGGCUCCUUUGGUCACCUGAGCAGCCUGUGAUCUUGCUGCCAGCCGGGGUG
Molecule: messenger RNA, 1790 nt
Organism: Sorex araneus (European shrew)
Lineage: Eukaryota; Metazoa; Chordata; Mammalia; Eulipotyphla; Soricidae
Gene: CABP7
Product: calcium binding protein 7
Exons: 5
Coding region: 373-1020 (215 amino acids)
Molecular function (GO): calcium ion binding
Source: RefSeq, a predicted model, not a curated record